Messenger RNA from Auanema sp. JU1783, 1746 nucleotides. NCBI's taxonomy places the organism in Eukaryota, Metazoa, Nematoda, Chromadorea, Rhabditida, Rhabditidae. The record is from the annotation of a GenBank genome assembly.
AUGGAAAAUAAAACAGGGUUCCAAACGAACUUCCUAGUUCCUAACAUAACUUUUUUUUCAAGACAAGCAGUCACUGUCAAGGACGUUGCUAAUCUUCAGAGUUUGAAAAAUCGUUGGUCCAACUUCCCUGGAUACAACAGCCGUUUAACCUUAAGAACUCCACUGGAAAUCAGCUUGGCUUUCUCACAACCCGAUAUCGAAACUAAUUUAUCAGAUUUUUAUUUGAAUGUCACCUCUUUGGAUCUGUCUAGUAUGAAUCUCAAUAAGCUCACAGGCAUUGAAGCUUUACCAAACUUGGUCAACUUGAGCUUGAAGAACAACCGGUUUUGCUCAAUAAAAAAGCUUAAGAUUUUGGAGAACUUAGAGUUCCUCGAUGCUUCCUGCAACAAAAUACUGCGUGCAGAUCAACUUCCGAUUAAAUUGAAACACUUGAAUCUUUCACAAAAUCAUUUAGUCUCUCUACAGUUUUGCAUUGAAGUUCAGGAUUUGGAAGUGUUGAAUGUUAGUAGGAAUCAAAUUAAAUCUUUGAAAGGCUUGGAGAACUGCGUGAAUCUACAAGUUCUCAUCGCUAACGACAAUCAGUUGAAAGACAAACUAGAAGUCGAUAAUAUGAAGAAUUGUUCAAAACUAACCUAUAUUGACUUUGUGAGAAACAAGUUAACCUCUUUAGAUGGUUAUAGAGCAAGACUACUCAUGCAAUUCCCACUCUUGUCAGCUUUAGAUAGGGAAAAUAUACCCGUAGAAGAUCGUAUACUAUCUUUCAACAAGUCCGGCAGAGGAUUGACUCUGGAAGUUUUGAAAAAAAAGUAUCCAAAUCUCGAUGAAAUAACCAAAAUCUCCAUGGUCGAACAAAAGUUGGAAAUUAUUGUUCUGGAUGAACCAUGUCUCAACAAAAUGAACCAAAUAACUGAACUCGAUUUGUCAAGAAAUCAGUUUGAGAAUGUGAAGAAACUUGGAUAUUUGAGUAAUUUGAGAAAGUUAAACUUAUCGAAAAACCACAUCAAAUUACUUUGGUCACAGUCGAAGGUUGAUGAAGCGGAAGAUGUCAUUCCUUUUUCUCAAGUAGAAGUUUUGGAUAUAAGUGGAAAUGAGUUGAACAGCAGUCUCUUAUCGCUAAUUGGACUUCAAUAUUUUCAGUCUCUCAAAAAAUUAAUUUUGAAUGAUAACUUACUUACUUUAUUUGACAGCUCAGUGUUAGAUUUGCCGUAUUUGGAGGAGGUUCAUCUUCAACGCAACUUAUUGAAAACAAUCAAAAGGAAAUGUUUGAAUCAGUUGAACUCUUUGGAUAUUUCAUAUAACCGUCUGAAAGACAUCAAUGGAUUAGUUUGCCCAAACUUGAAAACUCUUAAUAUUGCACAUAAUAGUAUAACAACCUGUUCAGCCUUGAAACCUAUAUGUGAUAUGAAAAUUCUUCAAAAUCUCGACUGCUCAGCUAACCCAGUCAUUUCGCAUCGUGUUUAUUUGGAUUUCAUAAAAACUCAAGCAGCUUCUAUCGAUAUUCUGGACACAAAACAAAUAUCAGCAUAUGUUCCAAUUGAUAAAAGAAGAUUAUCAGCAGUUAAUUUAGAACAUGAAAAAGAACGAAACGAGAGUCUAUCAUCACAUUCGUUCCUAGAAUGGGAGGAUACAUUGCUCACACCAAAAUCUGAGUCUUAUGAUUUCGUUUUGAGACCAAGAUCGUUCGGAAACCAUUUGUCUGUAAACGGCAUAAAGAUGACAAAACAUCGCAAAUCGUUCGGAAGCUGA